AUGCUGAGGUGUCAUUUCCAAAUUCUUGGUCCUUAUAUUAAAAAACCAGCCUCAUACCGCUUUGAUUCAGUUCUAAGAACUCCAUUUGAAGAAAAAAAUAAUGAAAAUUUAUCCGAGUCGAAAAUUAAUACAAAAAAGGAACCUGAUGACAAUAUAAAAUCCCAGAAAAAAAGUACUGUUUUGAAAAGUAACUUAGUGGUUUUAGAAGAAAAUUCAGUAGAUUCUUUUAAAGCUAAUGAUAAUGAAUUUAGUUACUUAAAUAAAAAUUUAACAGAUAUAACUAAUAAAUGCUCUGAACAGAGCAAUUGUGUUGAAAAUAAUGUUAAUUUAUCAAAUAAUAAACUGGAUAUUCCACAAGAUUCUUUGUGUGAAAAUAAUAAAAUAUUAGAAACUAAAUGUUUGAACAAUGAACAAAUCAAUGAAAUUCAAUCGAAUAAAGAUCCAUCAUAUGGAAACAUUGAAAGGCAUAUUUUAGAAACAGUAAAAUUGUCAAAAAACAAAAAACCUGAUAACUACUUGAAUACAGUUAAUGUGAAGAACUUUCCUACAAACAAACAAAAUAAAACUGCUUCAAAUGAUGAUUUGAGAAUUCAAAAAAAACCAUAUGAUGCUAAAAAACAAAACGACAAAACUCUUGAUUUAUCGAAUAGAGUUGAAAGGGAAAAUAGGCGUCAAACAUAUGAAUUAAAUUUAGGAGCAGUAUCGGAAAAUAUCAAUUUGAAUCCUGAUGGUCCAUUAAAGGAAAAAGAUAGAAAUCCAUUAAUGGAUGACAUUAAACCCUUGAAAGAUACUCCACAACUCCUAUUGGAAAAAGCGAAAGAAAUUCUUCGAAAAACUUCACAAAUGAAACCUACUGAGGGAAAUAGAAAUGUCAAACUUAUAAAUUUGGGUACUCCUAAACCUGAUAGUAAGUACAGCAGAAGAAGGCAAACAGUUGAUUUGAAUAAAAGUUCAACAGAACGAAAUUUUAUAACUCCAGUAAGAGCAAUGGCAGAUUUUCUUUUAAAACCAUCAGAUUUAGAAGGUUUGAGAAAAACUAAAAGAAGAUCACCUUAUGAAAAUGAUCCACCCAUAACUGUAUAUUGGAGAAAAGAUGUCGAAGCAAAGGCAUUGGAUGUGUGGGGAUCAAAGGAAAAUUUGUUGAAAGAAAUUUUAAAGAGAGACAUAGAAAGACGUCGUUAUCAACAAAAUUUGUUUACGGUUAAGAGAAGAUUACGAGAUUAUCGGAGGGAACAGGGACGGGAAACGGAAGUUAAAACGGAACAAAGCGGUUUAUUCGGUUCUUCCGGAAAAGUUGUUUUAACGGCUAUUGCAAUAAACGGAACAAAUUUUUUGUUCAAACUUCUUGCAUGGUGUUACACAGGUUCCCACAGCAUGUUUUCAGAAGCUGUGCACUCAUUGGCCGAUACGAUUAAUCAGCUUAUAUUAGCAUAUGGCAUACAUAAAUCUGUUCAAAGAGCAGAUUCCGAUCAUCCCUAUGGCUACACGAAUAUGCGUUACGUUUCUUCUCUUAUUUCCGGUGUGGGGAUUUUUUGCGUAGGAUCUGGGCUUUCAUUUUAUCACGGAUUUGUCGGAUUAACGGAUCCAUCGGACUUGCCAUCAUUUUAUUGGGCUUAUUUUAUUCUAGGAGGAUCUCUUGCAUCGGAAGGUGCCACUCUAUUAGUAGCUUUUAAUUCCAUAAGAAUCGGUGCUAGAAAAUCUGAAGUGUCCUUAUCCGAAUAUGUGUGGAGAGGACAAAAUCCAAGCGUUAACGUAGUUCUCUUAGAAGAUAUGGCAGCUGUUAUCGGCGUGAGCUUUGCCGCAGGUUGCAUGGGAUUAAGUUCUUAUUUUGAAAGUCACGUACCUGACGCUAUAGGGAGUUUUUUCGUCGGAGGAUUGCUUGCCGGUGUGGCAUCAUUCAUCAUUUACACUAAUGUCGCAGCAUUGGUCGGGAGGUCUAUUCCGCAAGAAAGGCUCGACAAAAUAAAUGCAGAAUUGGAGUCCGACGUGAUGAUAAGGGCUAUUCAUGACGUCAAAGGUAUAGACAUAGGGAAUUCACUCGUUCGAUACAAAGCGGAAAUGGAUUUCGACGGUGGAGAACUGACGAGAUCUUAUUUGGAUAAACAAGAUUUAAAUUUAAUGCUCGAAGAAGUCAAAAAAAUGCAAACGAUCGACGAUCUUGAAGAAUUUAUGCUUAAACACGGAGAAAAUAUCGUCGACAUGAUGGGUGGAGAAAUCGAUAGAAUCGAAUUGAAAUUGAGAAAAAAGCACCCAGAGAUAAGGCAUUGCGACUUAGAAAUAUUGUAA
Messenger RNA from Pediculus humanus corporis (human body louse), 2286 nucleotides. RefSeq lists its product as uncharacterized. Gene Ontology annotation, cellular component: membrane. NCBI's taxonomy places the organism in Eukaryota, Metazoa, Arthropoda, Insecta, Psocodea, Pediculidae. The coding region runs from base 1 to 2286 and encodes 761 amino acids. Gene Ontology annotation, molecular function: monoatomic cation transmembrane transporter activity. The transcript has 11 exons. Gene Ontology annotation, biological process: zinc ion transport; transmembrane transport. The record is from RefSeq and is a predicted model, not a curated record.